ACUAAAAAAAAGUACAAUAGUACGAGUUUUCCAUAUCUGAUUAUGUUCUGCUCUUCCACUUCUUCACAUACUUAUUUCCUUCCCUAUCGAGAAUUUAACAUUUAUCGUUGUAGGUGUUGGUGUAUUAACUCUGUUACCCAGGUUUAUUCAUAACUUUCAAGCACAAUGGCCACAUACGAAGAGGUUAAAGAUGUUCCCAAUCAUCCAGAGGUCUACUUGAUCGAUGUAAGAAAUAAAGAUGAAGUAGCUUCAACUGGUGCCUUACCGGCUAGCAUUAACAUUCCAUUGCCCGAAUUGGAGGAUGCCUUUAAGAUGUCUGAAAAUGACUUUAAGACCAACUUCAACCGUGAUAAGCCUACCGAAGAAACCGUAUUGAUUUUCAGCUGCUUGAAAGGAGGCAGAGCCCAAAAGGCUGCUGACAAAGCUUUAGAAAAGGGCUUUAAAAAUGCCAAACCAUAUCCCGGCUCGUGGACCGAGUGGGCACAAAAGGAAGGUCUAUAAACUCAAUCAUAUCGUAAAAAUGUAAUGUCAUAUCAUUCCUGGUUCAUGUCUUAAUAUCAAUCAAAUAAAUAAAAAAAUCUAAAAACAAUAAAAA
Messenger RNA from Musca domestica (house fly), 595 nucleotides. Its product is annotated as rhodanese domain-containing protein CG4456. Gene Ontology annotation, cellular component: mitochondrion. The transcript is spliced from 4 exons. Gene Ontology annotation, molecular function: thiosulfate-cyanide sulfurtransferase activity. Lineage: Eukaryota; Metazoa; Arthropoda; Insecta; Diptera; Muscidae. The record is from RefSeq and is a predicted model, not a curated record. The coding region runs from base 166 to 501 and encodes 111 amino acids.